UGUAAGCGGGCGUGGUGCACGGCCGGGCGAGCAGUUCGCUGCUGCUAGGUACACGAUUGACGCCGCCUGCCGCCUGCCUGCGCUGAGAGUCUCCACCGAGGCAGAGUCGCAGUGUUGAAACAAACAACGACACCUUCUGCACGCCGCACCUUGAGCCUCUUCCCGGCAGCUGGCCUGCUCUGAUAAGCCUCGUCCCGUCCUUCUUUCCCGCCGCCCUCCCUUUUCGCGCCGCGCCUUUCCUUCUGAUUCGUGACCCGCCGCUCAGCCUCGCCAACCUUGUCGUCUGGAGUGAUAGGCAGCCCAUCGCGAGACCGCCCGCGAUUGAGCUUUCCCACCGCAGCGUAGAUCCGGCGCAGUCCUGGCGCAGCUUCUGUUGUGCCUUCCCCAAGAGCAGUGCGAGGCAUGGCAACCGCGACGCAGCUCAUGCCGUCGCCGAGUGGCCUGAAGUCCAUGUCGGCAUUCAGCCCCUACACGGACUCGCCCAGCUCACCGGGCACCUUCGCUCACGUCUUCUCAAAUAGAUCCUCAGGGCACACGUCCGACCACCUGCAACCACCGCCCAGCCCAUAUCCGGCGACGGUCGACCCUUCGCCUGUCGACAGCAAUGGCACGAGCCAUACCGACCACACUGAGAUCGAAGACGACGCCCAAGUCAAUCACCCAAGUGCAAGCGAAGAUGGCAUGAGCGACAUUAGAUCGCCGGGCACUGACGAUAUAGUGAGCCCGGCGAGCCAGGACGGACCCGCAAAGCCCCAUACCCAUAAGCUCAACACCGCCGUGCGCAGGGCUGACUCGGAUGAUGCCCCGCCGUCUGUCAUCCAUGCGCCAGACACAUUCAAACAAUUCAGCCAGAACCGGAUGACGUCUGGCGCGUCGUCGAGCGCAAACACGUCAGAUAACACCGCAGUCGUCUCGCCGUCAACACCAGAAGCCAACAUGCUUCCGGAUGUCGAGGACAAGCACACUUCUUCUGCCUACACUACGCCCAUUGAUACCGCUGUGUCAAAUUCGGUUACCGACCGCAGCACGCCGCGUGCCCAGACAAGACAAGAUUUCGAGGAAGACCUCAGGCGGCGCAGCGUUCGUAAGAGCGUCAAUCUCGCGGAUAUCGCCGAGUACGAAGACCAUGCCACCACGGAUUCCUCUGCAAGCUCAGUCAUUGAACAAGAUGACAGCCAGUCAUCACAGUCGCAAGACGGCGAGUCCAUGUCCAUCGGCACUCAAACGAUGGGCCAGGCGAUCCACGGCAUUCAAGAGUCGGAGAAGGAAGUGGCUGCCCUGCGAAGCGCAUUGGACGAAUGCUGGACACUCUGCAACUCGCUGGCCAAAUUGAGCCAACACCACAGGACCCGCAUGUUCCACUACUCCGGUGGAAGCCCUGAUAUGCAGGAGCAUGCCUGGAGAACAUGUUGGCGACUUUGCCAGAAACUCUACGAAAGUAGAGAGGAGAACCCCUCCACGCAGAUUCGGCCGACCCUGGAGCUGUGCCGAGACUUUUGCCAGGCACUAUUCGACGUGCGUCAGCGCGGCGAUGAGGCUUCUGAUUCGGUGCUUAGAGUCAGCUUCGAGCUGAACAACCAUCUCUACAACGCACAUGAUCGCACGCUACCCGAGACAUUCCGUGAACGCACUCUGGACUUCUACCUGACGUUAUGUCAUCGCUUAAUGAAGCAACGCACUUCUCUCCCAGAAGAGACCGAUUCACUGCUCCAUGCAUGCUGGUCGUUGGCAGAGAUGCUUUUCAGCCUCCGUCAGAACAGCCGAGAUGGCAAGCCAGCCGACGAGGAACUGCUGGGCUCGGCAAUACAGGCGUGUUGGGAGUUGUGUGACUUGUUCCGUGAAGGCUGGACGCAGGUGCGGCCUGAUCGCGGCACUCCGCGACCGACUCAGUAUGCCUUUUCGACCGGUCGCAGUUCCAUGACGCACCGCUCCCAGACCGCGUACUCGGAACGGUCUGGACGAUCCUCUAGUGUCAAUGAGUCGUAUCACUCGGCUAUACAGUCAAGGAACGCGACGCCAAUGCAGCCAGAGACACCAACUACCAUCUUCGAUGACCGUGAAGAGUUCUCGCCAGCAGACGAGCCCAACGUACCAAACAUACUUGUCCUCGGCCCAGAAGCUGGCAUGACUCGCACUCAUGACCGCUGGUCAUCCGCUUCAUCCAACCUUUCUACAUACUCCGACGCUUCACAACACACUUCUUCGACCGCCACUGCCGGUCGAGAGGAUGCCAAUUUGGUCCGCCUGAAAGGACUGAUCAUCAAGGCGGCCAUCAACACGGGCUACAAUCGCCAAAUACCCCUCCCUGACUUUAUUCGUGCAUUACCGUCCAACAGCUUUGGCGCCGAGACGUGGCAAAGUCAAUUAUUCGAGAGCUAUCGAAAACUUGUUCUUGCAGACCCGACCCUACGAAGCGUCCAUACUCAACCACUCCGCAGGCUGACGGCACUUGAGAUUGGACGAUCUGUGCAAUGGCUGGGCCGCAGCGAGUCUUUCAAGUGGCUGCGCGAGCUCUAUCGCUUCGUCUUUGGGGCCUAUCCUGAAGAUACCAGUCAGCGCAACCUCAUCAUCAACGCCUAACGUACGUUUCCUGCACUUUACACAUGGAUCUUUUUCGUUUCGGAUCUUGGAUAAACUUUCUCUGAUCUCGGGUGUUAUUUGGAUGGGCCCUUUUAUUCUAUUUCCGCCAUAUACCCCCAACGCUCUCUUCAGUGUGCGUACCAUUCGGUCCCAGCAUAGUUUCAUCGCAUGUUGUAGAUUACGGAUCCUGCAUAUUCGCUUCUGUGUAUACCUUCUCGCUAUCUCUACCGCCUUUAUGAAGCUUAUUGCCAAGAUUACGAUUUUGAUACUAUAUACGAAUAAUAACCCAUUCUUACGAGC
This is a messenger RNA of Alternaria rosae, 2880 nucleotides long. RefSeq lists its product as uncharacterized. The coding region runs from base 403 to 2580 and encodes 725 amino acids. NCBI's taxonomy places the organism in Eukaryota, Fungi, Ascomycota, Dothideomycetes, Pleosporales, Pleosporaceae. The record is from RefSeq and is a predicted model, not a curated record. The transcript has 6 exons.